AUGGGAAUUCAAGUGGGUGAUCAACCGGUAAAAGCAAUUGUGGACACUGCUGCCCAGGUCACAAUUAUUUCAGACAAGGUCUAUAAUUCCUUGCGGUAUAAGCCCCCUAAGGUCAAAGAGGUUAAACUUAUGACUGCUGGGAGGGAGUUAUGGUUAAACGGCUACAUUGUUGGCCCCGUCCGGUUGAAAAUAGGAUCGAAAUGGUAUAAGGAGAAUGUAUAUGUUGCCCCAAUAGAACAACAAAUGUUGUUAGGUUUUGACAUUCUAUGUGAUAAAGGCCAGUCGAUUUUAGACAUGGGUAGGGGUAUAAUAAUCUUUGACGGCAUGCACAUAACUCUUGAUGUUGAUAGCAUAAACGGUUUUCCUUCAGUGUCCAGGGUUACUGUGGCUAAACGCAAGGUUAUUCCGCCUCAUUCGGUAGCCCAUGUAAAAUGUAAAAUGGACACAGAACUUACUGAUUAUGUCAUUGAGCCAUUAGACCAGUCUAAGGUAUGGAAGCCUAGGGUGGUCAGGGAAGGGUUCACUGAUCCAGUAGUUUGUGUUGUAAACCCCACUGAUAGGUAUAAAUUAAUUUCAAAGGGAUCUGAGAUAGGGAGAGCUUAUCCAGUGUCCGAAAUUAUUGAAGUGGGGGAGGAGGAUGAGGAGUAUAAAAUAAAUCAGAUUUCUGAUCUGGGUCGGCAACAGGACACUGUUCCUAGGCCGGAGAGUGAUAGUGCUCUCCCGCCCCACCUUCAGCAAGUAUACUCCGAUUCCUGUGAACAUCUGAAUGAAGAGCAACAGCAGCAGUUGGCUCAGUUGCUUAUUGAGUACCAAGAUGUGUUUGCUCAAGAUGAGUUUGAUCUUGGUAAUUUUACUGCAAUGGAACAUGUUAUUGAAACGGGUAAUGCUGAACCAGUUAAGCAACGCAUGAGGCGCACGCCUGUGUGUUUUGCUGGUGAGGAAGAGGCCCACCUCAAUAAAAUGUUAAAGGCAGGGGUCAUCCAAGAGUCAAUAUCUGACUGGGCUUCCGCCCCAGUACUUAUCCGGAAAAGGGACGGCACCGUCAGGUGGUGCAUUGACUAUAGAGCUUUAAAUGAAAAAUCUCAGAAAGAUGUGUUUCCUUUGCCCUUAGUGGAUGACUGUCUAGACACUCUGUCCGGGAGUGUAUGGUUUUCGAAGCUUGAUGCUAACUCUGCCUACUGGCAAGUUCCCAUCAGGGAAGAAGACCGGAAAAAGACUGCCUUCAUAACGAAAUACGGUCUUUUUGAGCAUGUGCGAUGGGAUUCGGUCUAUGUGGAGCACCAGCUACAUAUGCUCAAAUUAUGA
Messenger RNA from Mercenaria mercenaria, 1305 nucleotides. RefSeq lists its product as uncharacterized. NCBI's taxonomy places the organism in Eukaryota, Metazoa, Mollusca, Bivalvia, Venerida, Veneridae. The transcript has a single exon. The record is from RefSeq and is a predicted model, not a curated record. The coding region runs from base 1 to 1305 and encodes 434 amino acids.